AAAAGAUGAACAGGACCUCAGCGUGCUAACUCUGCGUUUCCACUACCGGCUCCGCACCUCCACUGCAAAGACCGAAGGACCUCCGAUCCUACAACCUCCAACCACCGAGCAACAAUGAAGAGUCCAGCAUUCGCUUUCCGUUCCUCGUUCGUGCUUUUCCUGGUGUUAGCGGGAAUGCUAAUUUUCCUAACUACUUCUACGUGCUACGCCGCUCCCCAUAAUUCCAGAUAUAUGGGGUACUACGGAUCGAACCAGGAUGGACAGAAUCCUGAAUACCUGCUGCAGACCCUCGCCAGGAUAAGGCAGGCCAUUAUUGCCGAGGAAGAUCUCGAGAACUCCAAACGUGGAUUGGAUUUGGGUCUGGGCCGCGGUUUUUCCGGAUCCCAGGCUGCCAAACAUCUGAUGGGUCUUGCCGCAGCCAACUUCGCCGGAGGCCCAGGCAGAAGGCGCCGAAGUGACGAAGACGCUUAAGCAGCAACAAGAACGUACAUAAACACAACAUAGACACAAACACACACACACACAACAAACUAGGAAAUAAACAUCGCAGCACAAUUAUAUUUAUUCCUCCUUAAAAAUUAUAAUAAUACUUCACAUUCCCAAAACUAUCCUGAGCAUCGUAUAGUUCCUAAACCAGAAGUAUCCGAAGUAGUUUAAAGAGUAGUGUAGUAGGCAUGUAUCGGAAACCCGCUUUCACCUAAGUUCCUUUAGUUCUCUCGAUCCCCAAAACCCUAAGUUACGAGAAUUAAGACUUAUGUUAUUUGUUUUUUCGCUUCGGUACUAAAUACUCAACGGCUGCUAAGACACGUAGUGAACUCCAAGUUAGAGAUAGAAUUUACUGAAUAUAAUGUAUUUAUUGUACAGCAGCAGGUUUAGUUUAAAUAAAAAUUGAGAAUUAGAAGUAAUCGGCAUGCAA
Messenger RNA from Nicrophorus vespilloides, 916 nucleotides. It is a transcript of the gene Dh31, whose product is annotated as diuretic hormone class 2. The coding region runs from base 115 to 471 and encodes 118 amino acids. Gene Ontology annotation, molecular function: G protein-coupled receptor binding; diuretic hormone activity. NCBI's taxonomy places the organism in Eukaryota, Metazoa, Arthropoda, Insecta, Coleoptera, Silphidae. Gene Ontology annotation, biological process: body fluid secretion. The transcript has 4 exons. The record is from RefSeq and is a predicted model, not a curated record.